This is a messenger RNA of Prunus mume (Japanese apricot), 2075 nucleotides long. RefSeq names its product TRF-like 8 (gene TRFL8). The record is from RefSeq and is a predicted model, not a curated record. Lineage: Eukaryota; Viridiplantae; Streptophyta; Magnoliopsida; Rosales; Rosaceae.
AUUAAACGAAAAUGACGAAACACCCCCAUUUUUCACAUUCAUCCAUUUACUCAUAUUUCCCUCUAUCUCCUCCAUUUCGUGUCGCUUUUUGGCGGUUUUGAGGCUCUUCGGUUUCGAACAUUCGCACAAAUUUCUCUGGCGUCUCUCUCUCUCUCUCUCUCUCUCUCUCUCUCUCACUCACUCAGAUCGGCAAGCUUUCAGCUCAUUAGGGCUUCCGUACUCAUUAAUGAGGAUCUAUGUUGGAUGCAUAAUAUGAAAUGGAUCAUGAAGCACGCUCGCGUAACAAGUUCGUCAACAUGAAAUCCCAGAGGGUGAAAGUAGAAGGUUCUUUUGCUCCUGCAUUAGAAGAUGAAACUGAAACCAUUGAGCAUUUACUAGCAGAACCUAAAAGUGAAUAUGUUACGGUAGAUGGUGUCUUAUGCUGUGGCAAGGAGAAUGCAGGAAAGUGCGUGGACAUUGAAGAUUUUUCCUGUGGAUAUGACUUUGGGCUUAAUACAUACAGUGGUGGAUUGCAUUCUGCUCAUCCUCGGGGAAGAUACGAUGAAUUAGAAUUUGGAGUUCUUGACGGAUUGUUGGACGAAGUUGAUGAAGUGGAGGAUAUUCAUGCGAUAAAUGGUCUUGCAAGCCCUUGUGAUGAUUAUCUUUUAGAUAUUGGAUUUACAGGAAAAGCUUCUGAACUGGGUUUUGGUCCUUGUGAAAAAUCACAUUUGGGGAACUCAAGUUCUGAAAGUCAGUCUCCACGAUUAAGUGGCAGUAGUAACGGUGCUGUUGGGAUAUCUGAAUCGUCAACUGUGACUAUUCAAGAAUUUGAAUGCAAGAAUAAUUCUAUUGACAAGGCAGUAACUCAUGAGUUUCAUGGUGGCUUCAGGCGGAAAAAAAGACGUCGAACACCUGUUGAAGGCAAUGUCUAUCCUGCUUCAAUCAAUUUACAAAAUCUUGAGUUAGAUAAUGAUGAAAAGACUUUAGUAAAGGAAAUAGUGUCUGGUGAAAAUGAGAAGCUCUCUGUUGAAGCAACCAAACUUGGUGCUUUUUGUAAGGAAAAAAGACUGCGUAAGCCUACUUUGAGAUAUAUUGAGGAAUUUUCUGGUAAGAAGUCAAAAGAUUCCAACGAGAGGGAAAAUUGUUCUGCUCUUACUGCUACGCAGGAUCGCUCAAAGGUCAGAUGUCAGAAUGAACAUCAUCAUAUGAGUCCUGGGAUAUUGUCAUCAGUUCCUGAGGAGGAUUCAAUUUCUGAAAACCAGACACUGGCUGAAUUUAGGACUCAAAGAAAACUUGCAAAGAAGCAUGCAUCAAUUUUGGCGCUUGAGUCCGAUGAGCAACCUAUUACAUCUGAGUCCGAAGAUGACCAUGUACCAAAAAAAAGAUCUAGAAAGCACGAUCGAAGGAAGCAUCAAAGGAUGUGGACUCUCUCUGAGGUGACGACAUUGGUUGAUGGUAUUUCUGAAUAUGGAGUUGGACGAUGGACAGAUAUUAAGAGGGUCCUAUUUUCGUCUUCUGCUUAUCGCACGCCAAUAGAUCUCAGGGACAAAUGGAGAAAUCUUUUAAGAGCUAGCUGUGGAAAGAAAAUGAAGAAAGAGGUUGAGCAAAAGGAGAUGCGAGCCUUACCAAAGUCUUUGGUACGCCGUGUCCGUGAGCUGGCGACAGUACACCCAUAUCCUAGGCAGCGUGGCAAGAAGUUUGCCCCUCCCAUACUUCCUACUCCCAGUAAAAGUGCUUCAUCUGAUCUAAUCAGAAAGUAUGUCCGAAGGAAGAAUCGAUCUUGAAGUUCAAUAUCCCUGUUGCAGUAAAUCAAUAGUCAGGAAUGUACCGAAGUUUAGUUGUAAAAAGUCUCUUUUCUCGUCAACAAUCUUCUGUUCUUAACAUGGAGCAAUUGGAUCCUCAGGAAAAAAAAAAUAAUGAUUACAAGCUCUCUGCACCAGUUGGGCCAAAUUUUCUGUUGUAAUAGCUUUUUGAGAUGUUUAGGUAUGCUCAAGCAAGAGUAGUUUGUAUUUGACAUUAUUGAACACACCCCUUCACCUUUCUAGGAAUUUACUUUGGAUAGUUUCAAAACCAUGGCUGCAUGCUCUGUUUGAUCA